UGUGUGUGUGUGUGUGUGUGUGUGUGUGUGUGUGUGUGUGUGUGUGUGUGUGUGUGUGUGUGUGUGUGUGGUACCGCGAGCGGCGGAGGAGCUGGUUACACCCGACAACAAGCGAGUGGUGUAUCUCACUAACGGACGACAUUUUCAAAAAAGACGAGCGACACACACCGUCCGCGCGCGUCGACGUCCUACUCGGAGACUCACUGGAGGAUUUCUCCCUCAUUUACCGGAUGUAAUGUUCUUCUGAAGUUGCCUGCCGUCGACAACUCGUCCCGGCCGAAGCGGCUCCCGACACUCGACCGGACGGACGGAGGAGGAGGAACGCGCUCCGCCGCGGGUCACCGGGGAUUGUGAAGAGGCGAAGAAGAAGAAGAAGAAGAAGAAGAAGAAGUGUAUGAAAAAAACCACCAAACGGUGACGGACAUUUUUCCUGUUUCCUUCGCUCCGCGGUGGCGGUUACGGGUCCGGGAUAUUAAGCCUCGUGUCUGGAUACUAUUUCUUUUUGUUCUACCUGCGCGGAGGGAACGAGGAGGAAUCGGUCGAGACAAAGGUACAAAGGAAAAAGGGCCGGCGACGAGGUGACAUCCAGCCGGUCGGGGUCCGAGGGUGCGCCUCGAAGCCGAGGACAGGGCUUUGUCCGCCGCCAUCGUGCGCAUCCGGGGGAGGGGGUGGCGGUGAUUUACCGCACCUUCGGCGGGACGACGGAGCGAGACACCGCACGGACUCCCUCGUGUGUCGGGCUCGACAUGUAUCCACAAGGCCGGCAUCCGGCACCUCAUCAGCCAGGGCAGCCUGGCUUCAAGUUCACCGUAGCAGAGUCCUGCGACAGGAUCAAAGACGAGUUUCAGUUCCUGCAGGCCCAGUACCACAGCCUUAAAGUGGAGUACGAUAAACUGGCCAAUGAAAAGACAGAGAUGCAGCGUCACUACGUCAUGUACUAUGAGAUGUCGUAUGGGCUCAACAUUGAGAUGCACAAACAGACUGAGAUUGCCAAACGUCUCAAUGCAAUUCUGGCUCAGAUCAUGCCUUUCUUGUCACAAGAGCAUCAACAGCAGGUGGCUCAGGCUGUUGAACGGGCCAAGCAGGUGACAAUGACUGAGCUGAAUGCGAUCAUCGGGGUACGUGGACUUCCCAAUCUGCCUCUCACUCAGCAGCAGCAGCAGCAGCCUCCUCAUAGCAUCUAUCCAUCCUUCAUGCAGCAGCAGCUUCAGGCUCAGCACCUCUCUCACGCGGCCCACGGCCCCCCGGUCCAGCUGCCCCCACACCCCUCAGGCCUGCAGCCUCCUGGCAUCCCCCCUGUGACAGGUGCUGGCUCCGGCCUGCUGGCCCUGGGAGCUCUUGGCAGCCAGGCCCACCUGCCUGUAAAGGAUGAGAAGAACCACCAUGACCUGGAGCACAGAGGACCCUCAUCUUUUCACUCGCCUCUGGUCAUUCCUCUGAAAGAACGCGAGUCGAGCACGAAUAACUCGGUGUCGCCAUCAGACAGCCUCCGGGCAGCGAGCGAGAAGCACCGCAGCUCUUCAGAUUAUGGUCUCGACUCCAAGAAACGCAAAGUGGACGACAAGGACCGAUACGACAGUGACGGAGACAAAAGCGACGACCUGGUGGUGGACGUUUCCAACGAGGACCCAGCCACCCCUCGUGUCAGCCCAGCUCACUCUCCUCCAGAAAACGGACUCGAUAAAUCACGGGUUCUGAAGAAGGAUGCCGCCCCCAACAGCCCCGCCUCUGUCGCCUCCUCCGGCAGCACGCCGUCCUCCAAAGCAAAGGACCACACCCAUAACGACAAGUCGUCCACGCCGAGCCUGAAGUCCAACACGCCUACACCGAGGAAUGAGGCACCGACACCAGGAACCAGCACCACUCCAGGAUUACGGCCUCUGACGAUGGGAAAACCACCCGGCAUGGAGGCGUUAGCUGCUCCCGCCCUGCGAACACCGCUGUCCAUCGCUGGUUCCUACGCCACCCCGUUUGCCAUGAUGAGUCACCAUGAGAUGAAUGGAUCCCUGACCAGCCCCGGUGUUUACCCAGGUCUCAUCUCACCACAGAUGAGCGCUGCAGCUGCCGCCGCCUAUGGACGCUCGCCAAUUGCGGGGUUCGACCCUCAUUCUCACCUGAGAGCUCCAGGCCUGCCAUCUAGCCUCACUUCCAUUUCUGGAGGAAAACCAGCUUAUUCUUUUCACGUGAGUGCAGAUGGUCAGAUGCAGCCCGUGCCCUUCCCUCCAGAUGCGCUGGUAGGCCCCGGCAUCCCGCGCCACGCUCGCCAGAUCAACACACUGAGCCACGGGGAGGUGGUGUGUGCCGUCACCAUCAGCAACCCCACACGUCACGUCUACACCGGCGGCAAGGGCUGUGUCAAAAUCUGGGACAUCAGCCAACCAGGCAGCAAGAGCCCAGUGUCCCAACUCGACUGCCUGAACAGAGACAAUUACAUCCGCUCGUGCAAGCUGCUGCCUGACGGCCGCACCCUGAUCGUGGGUGGCGAGGCCAGCACGCUGACCAUCUGGGACCUGGCCUCGCAGACGCCCCGCAUUAAGGCCGAACUCACUUCCUCUGCUCCGGCCUGUUAUGCACUGGCCAUCAGCCCUGAUGCCAAGGUCUGCUUUUCCUGCUGCUCAGAUGGAAACAUCGCAGUGUGGGACCUCCACAACCAAACCCUCGUAAGGCAGUUCCAGGGCCACACUGACGGAGCCAGCUGUAUCGAUAUCUCCCAUGAUGGGACCAAACUGUGGACUGGAGGGCUCGACAACACCGUCCGCUCCUGGGAUCUGAGGGAGGGACGACAGCUCCAGCAACACGACUUUACCUCACAGAUAUUCUCGCUGGGCUACUGUCCCACCGGAGAAUGGCUGGCUGUCGGCAUGGAGAGCAGCAACGUGGAGGUGCUUCAUCACACCAAGCCCGACAAGUAUCAGCUGCACCUGCACGAGAGCUGCGUCCUCUCACUCAAGUUCGCCUACUGUGGUAAAUGGUUUGUGAGCACAGGGAAGGACAAUCUGCUGAACGCAUGGAGGACUCCGUAUGGAGCCAGCAUAUUCCAGUCGAAGGAGUCGUCCUCCGUUCUGAGCUGCGACAUCUCCGCAGAUGACAAAUACAUCGUGACGGGAUCCGGAGACAAGAAGGCAACAGUGUACGAGGUCAUCUACUGAAGAGGAAGCAGUCUGCUGCUCUGCCUCAGCACUUCUACUGAGACGACUUUUACUUUGACACCCGGACCACCGACAGCAGGCCGAGACCAACUGAGGAACUUAACUGGUGGAAAUCCAUGGAUCUGUUUCCUAAGGAUGCUUAUGCUGGAAAGAAGCUAACUUUUUUUUGUCCUUUUUUGGAGGUUUAUUUUUGGGUUGCCCUUUUUUUCCUGCUUUUUCCAGGUUCUCCUCUUGUGAGAAUAUUUGGGUGCAACCUGUUGAAGCAGUGCUUCGUUUUUUGAGAACCUUCCCUAGACAUCUUGUGAAAAGUGUAAAUAUUGGAUUAAAAUAAAAGACAUUUUAUAUAUAUUAUAAGAAUAUAUAUUUUCAUGUCCUGGGUGUACUUGUGAUGGAUUUUUUUGGCCCUCUCUCUCUCUUGCCAUGGUAUUUGAGCAGGAGAGCAGAACAUCCACUAGAUUAGAACUUUUUAACAAUGUUAACUAUUUGAUUUUCUUAAAGCACAUUCUCUGGGCCGACCUUUUCACAAAUCAAACAAAGGGACAUGAAAAACCUUUAAACCGGGACAUUUUGUGGAGAUUUUCAAAAUGGCCUUUUGUCACUUCAUAAUCUCUCAACAUGGAGCCCUCCGACUCAGGCAGAGCCUCGGCUGGUUCGGACCACUGUGGGACUGAGUGGGACACUGAUUCAGGAAAAGAGAUGGAUGUAAAUUUAAUUCAUAUAUAUAAAGACCUUUUUUUAAAGUGUACUGCUCCGUCUGUGCUAUCUCUCUCUGUUUUACCUUGUUCGAUUAUUGGAGCUGGGAAACGUUUAAUGUUUAGCCUAACCCUUGGACCUCAGUUGGCAGCAGAUGCACUGCCACAGGCACAAACUGAAUGACUGUGCUUUUUUGCUAACUUGACGUAACACGGAUGUUGAAUUGCACCAUUGAUUUCUUGGCUACAGAUUAAACUCACACAGUCCAAUCUGCAAUAUUGGAUACCUCCUGCCCUUGGUAUCUUAUCAAUAUUCCUGGAAUAUAUUUGGUCGGCCGGGGCGGGGAGGUCGAGUGACAUUUGUCCCGAUUGAACGCAGAGAUCAGUGUGUCUUUAUAAAAUGUUCAGUGCCUGUAAAUGCUCCUGCGGAAGGAGGGAACGGCACGCGAUGAAAAUUCAGGACGAGUUAGUGUCUCCAGUGCUGACGUUAAGACGACAGUGAGUAACUCUGGUUUCUACACUCUGCUCCUGAUCCUGUCAGCAUUUCCCACAAGACAACAAAAGGGGGAGAAAUGCGCUAAUCCCUCUGAAUCACACCAAAGUAUGUAGCAAAUGCUGUCAGCACUGAAAAGAAAUGUACAGUUGUUCAUAAAUAAAUAAAACUGUUUUUGUA
Messenger RNA from Scophthalmus maximus (turbot), 4514 nucleotides. Its product is annotated as transducin-like enhancer protein 3-B. Lineage: Eukaryota; Metazoa; Chordata; Actinopteri; Pleuronectiformes; Scophthalmidae. Bases 747 to 3149 code for a protein of 800 amino acids. Gene Ontology annotation, biological process: regulation of DNA-templated transcription; negative regulation of canonical Wnt signaling pathway. Gene Ontology annotation, cellular component: transcription regulator complex; nucleus. Gene Ontology annotation, molecular function: protein binding; transcription corepressor activity. The record is from RefSeq and is a predicted model, not a curated record. The transcript has 22 exons.